Molecule: messenger RNA, 889 nt
Organism: Ixodes scapularis (black-legged tick)
Lineage: Eukaryota; Metazoa; Arthropoda; Arachnida; Ixodida; Ixodidae
Exons: 2
Coding region: 31-528 (165 amino acids)
Source: RefSeq, a predicted model, not a curated record
AAGGACCCGUCCUACCAGAAGGUCUGGCGCAUGAUUCAGAUGCUCAAGAGCGAGCGUACACCGGCCAUAAUGACGUCUGCCGCCUCCCUGCGCCAGGUGGUGCGCGGCGAGGCUGUGCUUAUUUCCAGCCCAGCCUCCCUAGCCGUUGCUGCCAAAUGUGCAUGCGCUAACUACACAAGCGGCGAGUUCUAUAUUGGCAGAAAGCCCAUGUUUACGUUUAACUCUGUGUUCUACCUGAAUAAGAGGAUGCCACAGCCAAUGCAACGAGCUAUCAACGACAGGAUCGUGUGGCUUCGUGAAGGCGGUCUCAUUGCCAAGUGGUGGGCGGAAGCUUCGGGCAACUGGGAAGGCUGUGGCCAAGCGGUCAGCGACGAAACUCUUUCCUUCUCCGACCUCAAAGACCUGCUCAAGUUCUGGCUCCUUUUGCUUGCCGGAUGCACCUGUGUGUUUAUCGCCGAGAUUCUCUGCUGCAUGAGCUCUUGCCAAUUUUUUCUGCUCCGUUUAAGAUUUACUCUUCUUUUCACGUAAGAGGAAGAGGGAACCCUCCCCUGAAUAUACUGCAUUCGCAGGCCCCUGUCGGUGACCAGUGAAAGUUUGGGUAUUCCCUUGUUGUUUUUAUUUUUCCCUGUAAACGCUCGUCAAAGCCAGAGGCCAGAUUCACGAAACGAUCUUGCGAACUAAAAUGCACGUACAACGAAAUCUAAAAACAAAUGCUCAUGCACGAAACGAAGUGAUCUUGAGGUGUGCGGAGGUUACGAUGUGCACACUUCAUGAACUCCUUAGCCUAGUUCUCGUAGCUUAAGCUCGUUUGUUCGAAUCUGACCUUAGGUUUCGUGGGUAUCUUUACGGAGGUCCCUCUAAUAGUAAUCACCGCCCGAUCGGUAUGCGC